This is a messenger RNA of Fusarium tjaetaba, 3453 nucleotides long. Its product is annotated as phosphatidylserine decarboxylase. Gene Ontology annotation, biological process: phospholipid biosynthetic process. Lineage: Eukaryota; Fungi; Ascomycota; Sordariomycetes; Hypocreales; Nectriaceae. The transcript is spliced from 4 exons. Gene Ontology annotation, molecular function: phosphatidylserine decarboxylase activity; calcium ion binding. The record is from RefSeq and is a predicted model, not a curated record. The coding region runs from base 1 to 3453 and encodes 1150 amino acids.
AUGGUGCGCAUCAUCCCAACACGGCUCAAAUCGACCUCUCGAUCCUCCUCUUCUUCCUCCACAACCAUACACUCCGUCAGCAACACCAACGGAAGAACCAAAAACAACCGCAGCAACAGUCCUCCCAUGCGCUCGAAAAAUGAUAGCACGAGCCCUUCGAGGGACGCUGGAAAUGGUCUGGCCCUCAGAGUUUAUAUUAUAAAGGGAAAAGACCUUGCAGCCAAAGAUCGAAGCGGCACAUCCGAUCCUGUAAGUCCCUCUCCCAACACCGUGGCCCCAAUACUGACAGUUGACCUUCAGUACCUCGUUCUUUCUAGCGGCGACUCUCGAAUCGUAACCAACGAUGUCCCAAAGACUCUUAACCCAGAGUGGAACGUCACCGAGGAAAUUCCCCUCACAUCUGUCCAGAACUUGGUCCUGGAUGUCAUCUGCUGGGACAAGGACCGCUUUGGAAAAGAUUACAUGGGCGAGCUCGAUCUCGCUCUCGAAGAGAUCUUCAACAACGACAAGGUGGAACAGGAACCUACCUGGUACCGUCUCAAGAGCAAGCGUCCCGGCAAGAAGACGAGUGUUGUCUCUGGCGAAGUCCAGUUACAGUUUUCCCUCUUCGACUCGACGAACCCGUCAGCGACACCACAGCAAAUCCUCGAAAAGUUCCAAGCCCUUGUAGGAACUGCCCCCGCUGGCUCUCGAAACGUAACACCCUCGAUGACACCGAACUUGGCCCCCACAGGCUCCCAGUCCGCCCCCAACCCUCAGGACAGCCCCAGUGAUGAUGACGAUGACAAUUUCGAUGAAGACGACUCCGACGAGGUUGAUGAGGAUGAAGGUGAACAAGAUGCUACCAAGCGCAAGCGCCGACUUCGAAUUCGAGGACUGAAGAAGAGGAGGCGCAACAACCCUUAUGCCUUUGCCAGCAGUGGCUCCGACGUUGUUGGAAUCAUCUAUCUUGAGGUCAUCAAGAUCACAGACCUGCCUCCCGAAUCCAACCUUACACGCACAAGCUUCGAUAUGGACCCGUUCGUUGUGGCAUCCCUCGGCAAGAAGACAUACCGCACUCGACGCAUUCGUCAUGACCUCAACCCUGUCUAUAACGAGAAGAUGCUGUUCCAUAUCCAAAGUCACGAGCAGCAAUACUCCUUCGCUUUUACUGUCAUCGACCACGAUAAAUACUCCGGUAACGAUUUCAUUGCCUCGUGCGAUCUUCCAAUCCACCAAUUGAUCGAGAGAGCCCCCAAAGCAAACCCCGAAACCGGACUCUAUGAUCUCCAAGUCCCUGCACAGGCCGAGCCGCUUCCUUCGCGAUCGCGGUUCAAGAAGCUCGCCAUGUCACGAUCCAACUCUUCCUCCAGUAUCAGCAAGAUGAUUCGUCCCCCACUGAGCAAGCACGCCUCCAACACGAGCAUGGCAUCAGCGACUCCUGCCCCUGCGCCCACCUCAGCACCCGACCCUAACAAGCUGGCACCCGCGGAUGUCCUCGCCAAUACUGGUUCUGAUCCUGACUCGACCAACCAGGACAGCGGAGAUGCCGACUUUUAUGAGUAUAACGUUCCUCUGAAGAUGAAGAACACCGAAAAGUGGGAGAAGAAGCACAAUCCCGUUCUAUACCUCCGCGCGAAGUACAUGCCAUAUGAUGCCCUCCGACAGCAGUUCUGGCGAGCCAUGCUUCGGCAAUAUGAUGCCGAUGAGAGUGGUCGCAUCAGCAGAAUCGAGCUCACAACAAUGCUUGAGUCUCUGGGUUCUACGCUUACCGAGAAUACCAUCGAUGGCUUUUUCAAGCGAUUCCCCCACCGUGAUGCUGAUAACGACGAGAACUGGGAGCUUACGAUGGACGAGUGCGUUAUCUGCUUGGAGGACCAGUUGGAAGGACGAAGGCGAUCCUCAGGCACAACUGCAGAUAAACUAAAGGGUUUGGUGCCCGAGAUGAAGAACCUCCUCCACGUGCCAGGUCAUGGACAUAACAACAACGGUGGCUCAGAGACCCCCAGCGUUCUAGAACUCGACUCGACAUCGGGAACUCAGACUCCCAUCUCAAAUGUCCCUACUCUGAAGACACCUGCAGAUGAGGAGGGCGAUCCCCUCGACAAGUCAGACAGCAGUGACGACCGUUCUGAAGAGCAUGUCGUAGAGAUCCGAGAAUGUCCUAUCUGUCACCAGCCGCGACUCAACAAGCGCAAGGAUGCUGACAUCAUCACCCAUAUCGCGACAUGCGCAAGCCAAGACUGGAGGCAAGUCAAUAGCGUGCUAGUGGGCGGAUUUGUCACAGCCAGCCAGGCGCAGCGCAAGUGGUACUCGAAGGUCAUUACCAAGAUCUCUUACGGCGGUUACAAGCUGGGUGCCAACUCGGCCAAUAUCCUUGUGCAAGAUCGUCUCACGGGGCAGAUCAACGAGGAGAAGAUGAGUGUUUAUGUAAGACUCGGCAUUCGUCUGCUGUACAAGGGGCUCAAAUCUCGAGAUAUGGAGAACAAGCGAAUCCGAAAACUGCUCAAAAAUCUGAGUAUCAAGCAGGGUAAGAAGUUUGACGAUCCUGCGUCCAAGGAUGAGAUUGAGAAGUUCAUUGCUUUCCAUGGUCUCGACAUGUCGGAAGUCCUGUUGCCGUUGGAGGAGUUCAACAACUUCAAUGAGUUCUUCUACCGCGCCCUGAAGCCUGGUGCUCGACCCUGCUCUGCGCCCGACAACCCUCACAUUAUCGUCUCACCAGCCGAUUGUCGAAGCGUCGUCUUCAACUCUAUCACUGUCGCUACCAAGAUUUGGGUCAAGGGUCGUGAGUUUAACAUGAAGAGGCUUCUCGGCGACGCCUACCCUGAGGAUGUGUCCCGGUUUGAGGGCGGAGCUCUGGGCAUCUUCCGACUGGCUCCUCAGGAUUAUCAUCGCUUCCACAUCCCUGUGGACGGUGUCAUGGGCAAGCCCAAGACGAUUGAGGGUGAAUACUAUACAGUGAACCCCAUGGCUAUCCGAUCCGCUCUGGACGUUUACGGAGAGAACGUGAGAGUUCUCGUGCCAAUUGACAGUGAACAACAUGGACGCGUCAUGGUUAUUUGCGUCGGUGCAAUGAUGGUAGGGAGCACUGUCAUUACCCGCCAGGAGGGCGAGAGAGUCCACCGAGCAGAAGAGCUUGGAUACUUCAAGUUUGGUGGCAGCACGAUCCUGCUGCUUUUUGAACCUGGACGAAUGGUGUUCGACGAUGAUCUUGUCGACAAUAGCAAGGAUGCACUUGAAACUCUGGUCCGAGUUGGCAUGUCUGUUGGCCACACGCCUAGUGAGCCACAGUGGACUCCUGAUAUGCGAAAGAAGGCAGAGAACAUCACGGAAGCGGACAAGAGAGCUGCCAAGAGACGAAUCCAGGGCAACGUAGCCUUGCAGGAGUCUCCAGAUGGUAGUGGAGAGGAAGAGCAGCCAUCAAGAUUAACAUCCAAGCCCACCAUCGAUACAAUGGCUGCGUCGGCGAUGUAG